Scleropages formosus (Asian bonytongue) is the source of this 4348-nucleotide messenger RNA. Its product is annotated as phospholipase D1-like. The record is from RefSeq and is a predicted model, not a curated record. Gene Ontology annotation, biological process: intracellular signal transduction; phospholipid catabolic process; regulation of microvillus assembly. Gene Ontology annotation, cellular component: plasma membrane region; intracellular membrane-bounded organelle. NCBI's taxonomy places the organism in Eukaryota, Metazoa, Chordata, Actinopteri, Osteoglossiformes, Osteoglossidae. Bases 291 to 3362 code for a protein of 1023 amino acids. Gene Ontology annotation, molecular function: phosphatidylinositol binding; D-type glycerophospholipase activity. The transcript is spliced from 27 exons.
UGGGCACUUGUACCUUCCGUGGCGCGCUCCGCCUGGACUCAGAGUUUGUUGUGCGUGCGCGCGCGUGUGCAUGUGCUCUCUCGCUACUGCGUGUACAGGCGCAUAAAGCAGCACAGAAAGGCACACUGUGAUGUGGGACCCAGGUCUACAAAGGGAGCAGCGACUUUUGCCGAUGUACCAAUCUACACAGCUCCGUCAGUUCAGGGUGACCCCUUACCUAUGAGCUGAGUACGGACGCGUCGCACCGAGAGGAUCCCGAGGCCUACGCGCCACACCCGGUGGCCGCAGACAUGAGCGACAUCGCGGAAAGCCUGGACACUCGCGACCUGGAUGUUGGAGAUGUGGAAGAGUUCGAGGGGCACGAGGCAAACCACGCAGAGGAGACGUGGAUCCCCUUCUCCGCAGUGUACGGUACCAAGGGCUUCCGGGAGGCGGAUGCCACGGUUUACCUCGCCACCUUGCCCAUCGCAGCCAAAAUCAUGGAAGUAGAACGUUUCACAUGUGCUCAAGACCGCUUCAGGGACCGCAUCAGCUACCACCGAAGCAUAACUAAGGCACUUCCCGCCGUCUUUCGAAUUGAACUACGACACGGGAACUUCACCUGGAUCGUGAAGCGGAAGGAGAAGCACUUUUUGGAGCUCCACCGGGAGUUGUUGCGCUACAAGGCUUUCCUGAGGAUCCCUCUGCCCUCCCGCCGUCACACGGUGCAGAGGAAAUCAUUCAAGCGGGGCGAGGCACGUCAGAUGCCCAGCCUUCCACGUGCCAGGUCCGAUGAGCUGGCGAGAGAAGAGCAACUGUCCAGUAGGAGGAAACAACUGGAAGACUAUCUGAAUAACUUGCUAAAAAUGCCUGUGUAUAGAAAGUACCAUGCUACAAUGGAGUUUAUUGACGUUAGCCAGAUGUCCUUCGUUCAUGACCUGGGACCAAAAGGCUUGGAGGGGAUGGUGUACAAACGGUCCGGUGGUCACCGUAUCCCAGGGAUUAACUGCUGUGGCCACAGCAGAGUGUGCUACCACUGGUCCAAGCGGUGGCUAGUUGUCAAAGACUCCUUUCUGCUGUACAUGAAGCCCGACACAGGGGCCAUCUCUUUCGUACUGCUAGUGGACAAGGAGUUCACCAUAAAAAUGGACUCCAAAGACACUGAGACCAAGCACGGUGUACGGAUUGACAGCCUAUCCAGGACGUUGGUUCUGAAGUGCAUCAGCUAUCGGCAAGCGCGAUGGUGGGGCCAGGCCAUUGAGGAGUUUGUGCGCAAGCAUGGUUGGGCCUUCCUUCGAGACCAUCGCUUUGGCUCCUUUGCCAAGGAGGAAGACAACAUCCUGGCCAAGUGGUACGUGAAUGGAAAGACCUACAUGGAGGAUGUUGCUGAUGCUCUGGAGGCAGCCAAGGAGGAGAUCUUCAUCACAGACUGGUGGCUGAGCCCAGAGAUCUUCUUGAAGAGACCUGUUGUGGAAGGGAACCGCUGGAGACUGGACUGCGUUCUUAAGCGCAAGGCGCAACAGGGCGUGAAGAUUUUUGUGAUGCUGUACAAGGAAGUGGAGCUCGCCUUGGGUAUCAACAGCGAAUACAGCAAGCGGACCCUGAUGCACCUUCAUCCCAACAUCAAGGUGAUGCGGCAUCCUGACCACGUCUCCUCCAGCGUGUACCUCUGGGCACACCAUGAGAAAAUUGUCGUUGUUGACCAAUCGGUGGCCUUCGUGGGUGGGAUCGACCUGGCGUAUGGGCGGUGGGACGACAGGGAGCACCGGCUGACGGACGUGGGGAGCGUGACCCGUGCUGCGGCCGUUGACCAAGAAAAGUCCCAUAUGGCAAAUAGUCCACAAGGUGCCUCUGGCCUUCACGGCCCCCCUACCAAUGGGAAGAGCCCUCGAUCGCCCGACAGUGAAGAUCUGCCCAAGCUGAAGGGGGCGGCCCACACCCGGAGGGCCCGUUUCAGCCUCUACAGACACCUGCACAGACGGCACCUGUCUGACAGCAUCAGCAGCGUAGACAGCACAGAGGACAAGACAGGGUCCCUGCGGAGCCUGCAGACGGGUGUAGGUGAGCUGAUGGGGGACACGCGCUUCUGGCAUGGCAAGGACUACUGCAACUUUGUCUACAAGGACUGGAUCCAACUGGAGAAACCAUUUGAUGACUUCAUAGAUAGAUACACCACUCCCAGAAUGCCCUGGCAUGACAUUGCCUCUGUGGUCCAUGGGAAGGCUGCUCGAGAUGUGGCCAGACACUUCAUCCAGCGCUGGAACUUCACUAAGAUCAUGAAGCCCAAGUACAGAUCUCUCUCGUACCCUUUCCUCCUGCCCAAGUCACACGCCACUGCCAACGAACUGAGGUACCAGGUGCCAGACUGCAUCAACACCAAAGUGCAGAUUCUGCGAUCUGCUGCAGACUGGUCGGCUGGCAUCAAGUACCAUGAGGAGUCCAUCCACAAUGCGUACAUCCAGGUGAUAGCCAAGAGCAAACAUUUCAUCUACAUCGAGAACCAGUUUUUCAUAAGCUGUGCGGACAACAAACAAGUGCACAACAAGAUAGGGGACGCCAUCAUAGAGAGGAUCAUCAGAGCGUACAAAGAGAACAGGAAGUAUCGCGUCUAUGUCGUGACGCCGUUGUUGCCUGGGUUCGAAGGAGACAUCAACACCGGUGGAGGCAACGCCAUCCAAGCUGUCAUGCAUUUUAAUUACAGAACUAUGAUCAGAGGUGAUUACUCCAUCAUUUCACAGCUAAAGAAAGAGAUGGGGGACCAGUGGAUCAACUACAUCUCUUUUGCGGGCCUGAGGACCCAUACGGAACUGGAGGGCAGGCUGGUGACUGAGCUCAUCUACGUGCACAGCAAGAUGCUCAUCGCUGACGACAACACUGUCAUCAUUGGCUCCGCCAACAUCAACGACCGAAGCAUGCUGGGAAAGCGGGACAGCGAGGUGGCAGUCAUUGUGGAGGACAAGGAGACGGUUGCCUCGGUGAUGGAUGGCCAGGAGUACCAGGCAGGGAAGUUUGGCCUGCAGUUGCGGCUCGAGUGUUUCCGGACAAUCCUCGGCGCCUUCACGGACCCCACCAUUGAUGUGACGGAUCCUAUCAGUGACCAUUUUUACAAGGAGGUGUGGAUGGUCAUUUCUGCAAGGAACGCCACCAUUUAUGAAAAGGUGUUUCGCUGCUUGCCGUCCAGUGACGUGCGCAACAGAGCGGAGAUGGAGAGCUUCCUGUCCAAAUCCGGCCUGGACAAAGCGGACCCGGCUCGGGCCCGCGAGGAGCUGAAGAAGAUCCGUGGCUUUCUCAUCCAGUUUCCCCUUUACUUCCUGAGUGAGCAGAACCUCAUGCCCCCUGUUGGAUCUAAGGAAGCCAUGGUUCCCACAGAGGUCUGGACCUGAGGUCCGGAAAGAUUCGGAACCACAGUCGGUACCGGGGUUCUCCCGCUGCGCUAUGCAAGACGAGCACCAGACAUUAUUGAGCCACUGAGCUGAAGUCCAGAACAUGAUGGUGACUUCAAGACAAGCGCAGAAGCAGCAGUUAAAUUGUUCUCUAUAAGCCAGGACUUCAAAAUAAUCAAGCCUGGGAAUGAUAUUUUUCUACAUCUCUUCAACUUUACACUCAAAGGAAUUUUUUUAUUUUUUUUUUAGCAGUUGCUGGUAACAGUUGUACAGAGGUAAAUUCACAUCCCAGGUGUUGUUAUGUGCUUAAGUAAAUAGCAGAGCAAAAAAAAUAUUUCCCCAUAAUAUUCCCUUUAAAAAAAUGACAUGGCUCUUUCAAAGUCUUGUGUAUGACGUGGAAAGGAUCAUAGAUGUUGCCCCGAACUCUCCGAAGAGCCCGAUCGUACAGACGAUCGAAAGCCGCGCUCUAGAUAUUACACACCUAGCGGGUAGGAUGCGUCAAAGGAAGAGCGAGUCGCACCGCUCUGCCUCAGCGUUCCCCUUAGGGGCAAGAGAAUAUAAAGCUGGGGAAAAGCACGUCGGCUCUCCUGCUCUCCGCUCACGUCUACACAGCUGAAGCGCUGCUGUCUGGUGAAGAAAACUGACAGGCUGAGGCUGCUGGACUGAGGAAUGCGGUGAAGAACGGAUCCUCCGUCAGCGACGUCGCGGUACGCGUCCGUCGGAUUUCUCCUGCGCCGCCUCUGCUGGACUGACAGGGGGCAGCCCCGUGCCACGUUUCGUCCUGCGGGACGGCGUCCGGGGCUCCUUCGUUCGAGCGGCCUCCUCCCGACCUCGGCCGAUCGGCUCGCGCAGCUCUGCAUUUUUGCACAAGCCACUCGAAGUGACACAUGCGCAUCCUUCUCUGUGCACCUUACGCUGAAAAGCUACAAAUAGUACUUAAACGUGUACUACAAUGUAAUUUAUAUUAACAUUAAAAGGAUUUCUAA